Messenger RNA from Mesorhabditis belari, 957 nucleotides. The record is from the annotation of a GenBank genome assembly. Lineage: Eukaryota; Metazoa; Nematoda; Chromadorea; Rhabditida; Rhabditidae.
AUGCGUCGAGAAAGCAGCAAACAGGAAAGUUCCGAUGAUGAUGAUGAUGAGCAACAAGGAAAAGUUCUGAUGCACAUUCCACCUCCUUUGGCCAGAUCUCGCGGACGACCUCGAAAGGCCGAAAGUGAGCGACGAAGGCGAGAGGCGGAGGCUAGGAUGAAAAAGAUGGUGGAAGAGGGAAAUGAUGUUCGCAAUAUGAUUGAUCCAAGCGAGUUGCAUUGCAUUUGUCGACAACCGUUUGAUGACAGAAAAUUCUAUGUUGCUUGCAGUCAAUGUCAACAAUGGUUCCACGGAAAAUGCAUUGGAUUAAGUGAGAAGAGGGCUCGUCGUUUAAGCCGCUUUGUAUGUCAUGAUUGCCGCUCACCACAAGAUGAAGAAAGCGAAGAAAUUGAUGAUGCUGGACGUGGUGAAGUGAAACAUGAUCCUGGAUCUCAUCCUGAUGAAAUGACGGAGGACGAGGAUCAGGAGGAAGAGGUGGAGGUCGACGUCUUAAACGAUCAACAAACGACGGAGGGUCAAGAACACUUUGAAAUUUCUGACAUCCAACCCAAGGACGAGCUCUUUGCCCUGUCACACUCCAUACAACGAAGAAAAAUUUUACAACGAGAUGCUCAACAAAUUGAGAGCUAUCCUUGUCCCUCCUGUCAAAGCCAUAUGGAACAACAACAGCAUAGCAAUCAACAAUUUGAACGGCAUUCGUCCAGGUCUUUUGAAGCUGUUUCCGAACAUCGCAACACAUGGCCAUUCAAAGAAACCGUUGACGUUGACGAAUUCCCAAAUUAUCAUCAAAUUGUGAAAAAUCCAAUUGAUUUGUCAAUCAUUGAGAAUCGACUUCGGAGUCAGUGUUAUAGUAGCCAUAUCGACUUGCACGCCGAUUUACAGCUGAUGGUCUCGAAUGCAAAGCUUUUCAAUCAGAAGGGAUCCGCUAUUUACCAAUGCGCUGAAGGAUUGAGGCAG